GAUCCGGUACGAGAACCAGCCGACUGUUAUAUGAUUGGAGAAAGAGGAAGAGAAUAUGCCUUUGGAGUCAAAGAAGAAGAUUCGCGUGACUCAUCAUCUCUCUAUCUCACUGUCAUCUUCCUCCCAGCUCUUCUCUCUGUUACAACAACUAUCAUCCGCGUUUUAUUUUGUUCCAGCAUCGUCAUCAAUCUCUCCGCGUAUAUACGAUCUCAAGAGAAGCAGCCAACAGCUGAAUCGAGCAGUAGCAACAGGCCUAGGCUAGACCAGCAAGUCGUUUUUGCUGGCUAGCUGAGAUUUUUGUGUUGUGAUCUUGAAUUUUUUUUCCACAUGAGCCCUCAAAGCGUAUCGAAGACGAGCAAAUCCCUUGAGGGUCUCCACGGGGUUCAUGUGGUGUCCCAUUCGCCUUUCGCAUUCGAGGGUAUCAGCCAAGUAUCUAGCUUUCAAUCCUCAGAUGCAGGAACAAAGCAGAGUCUAUUCAUUGAACGUGUCUGGCAACAAAGGCCACCAUGCCUGAGACCUAUCCACUGCUGCAUCCACGGUGAUCAGAGUCUCUUAGAAACAGCUGCUAAUGUCAUCACAUCGCUCCCUUUCAUUUUCCUCGGUAUGCAGACCCCAAGGAAAAACCUGAACAUGAAAGUGUAUGCAAACUCCUUAAUCGGAGUUGGAGUCGCUUCGAGUUUGUAUCAUUCUUCGAGAGGGAAGUUGAGGAAGUACCUAAGAUGGGCUGAUUACACAAUGAUAGCCACAGCCACAGUAUGUCUAUCAAGGGCUCUUAGGGAAGAGAAUCCAAAGUUCUUGAUGGCUGCAUCGGCUUUGGCUCUACCCUUCCAGCCUCUCGUGGUUUCAGCUGUUCACACCGGAAUGAUGGAGGUAGCAUUUGCGAAAAGAGCCUUAAAGGAUCCUGAUUUGAAAACUGCUCAUAACGUACACAAGAUGUCUACAUUGUUGGGCGGAGCUUUGUUCAUAGCUGACGAUCUUUUCCCUGAAACACCAUUCAUUCACGCCGGUUGGCAUCUCGCUGCAGCCAUUGGCGUUGGGACUUGCAAUAAGCUUCUUCAGUAGUUCCACAAUACCAAAUAUAUAUUGAGUAGUUGUGGAACUACUGCCACAUUCUUGGUUCAGAGAAACCACGGUUUCACUGAGCUCAUUAAUCAGCCGACAUAGCUAGUUACCUUUGUAGUGAUCUUAUCUUCAAUGUAUAUGUAUGGAAACCAAAACAAGUCGCUUGUAUUCUUUAGAGAGCCAGUACUUUUGUUUUCUUUCUUGGAUACAUUGAAAGUAGCUUGUAAUUUUUAGAGAACCAGUACAUUACAUGUGCGUCUCUGUCUUAGAUC
Brassica napus (rape) is the source of this 1334-nucleotide messenger RNA. RefSeq lists its product as uncharacterized. The transcript is spliced from 6 exons. NCBI's taxonomy places the organism in Eukaryota, Viridiplantae, Streptophyta, Magnoliopsida, Brassicales, Brassicaceae. The record is from RefSeq and is a predicted model, not a curated record. The coding region runs from base 328 to 1062 and encodes 244 amino acids.